Messenger RNA from Knipowitschia caucasica, 354 nucleotides. The record is from the annotation of a GenBank genome assembly. Lineage: Eukaryota; Metazoa; Chordata; Actinopteri; Gobiiformes; Gobiidae.
AUGUCUGUUUCUACCUUCGUUUACUGCCCAGUGUUUGUGCCCUGCUCAGACAUGACUGAGGUGAUGAUCAGCAGCUCCCCCAUGGACGACAUCAGGCUGAGCCCCAGCAAAGACAGUCUCGCCUACCAGAUCUUUCCAGACCCAUCGGACUUCGAGCGCUGCUGUAAGCUGAAGGACCGGCUGCCGUCCAUCGUGGUGGAGCCCACAGAGGGAGAGGUGGAGAGCGGCGAGCUGAGGUGGCCCCCGGAGGACUGUCUGGUCAGCGAGGAAGAAGAAGAGGAGGAAGAGGAAGCACACGCACACACCAAUGGCAGCCUGCAAAACGGACAAACCACACAAAUCUCCCAGCACUAG